UAAUUAUAUACUUAGCCCGCAGAUCAAAUCAAAUUUACAGUUAUGCCAUCAUCCCCCAAAUUCUUCCGCUCCCGCCUUUCGCCGCCGGCCAAGCGCCUCACCAGAACAACGCUCCUCAUCGUCUUGUCCGUCCUCUCUUUUCUCUUCGCCCUCUACACUUUAAUUUCCACCAGUGGGUGCGGCCACCGUUGUCUAUCUGACCUAAGAACCGUCCGGGUCCUUUGGGAUCGACCCGGGAACGUGGAUAAAGGCGGUGCUGAUGCUGGAGAUGCUGAUAAUGGGUUCCGAAGGCAUAACGUUAUGGGAUUUGUUGGGAUCCAAACCGGUUUCCGUUCAGCUGGUCGGAGACGGUCGUUGAGGAAGACUUGGAUGCCUUCGGAUCGCAAAGGCCUUCAACGGUUGGAAGAAUCAACAGGAUUAGCUUUUAGGUUUAUAAUUGGUAGAACAAAUGAUAAAUCAAAGAUGGAAGAGCUGGGAAAAGAAGUAGCAGAAUAUGAUGAUUUCAUUUUGUUAGAUAUUGAGGAGGAAUACAGUAAACUCCCAUACAAAACGUUAGCAUUCUUUAAAGCUGCCUAUGCACUCUAUGAUUCCGACUUUUAUAUCAAAGCUGAUGAUGACAUAUAUUUGAGGCCAGAUCGACUAUCACUUCUGAUAGCGAAAGAACGUUCUCACCCUCAGACUUACAUUGGAUGCAUGAAAAAGGGCCCAAUAUUUACCAAUCCUAAGCUGAAAUGGUAUGAGCCAUUAUCCCAUCUAUUAGGUUCGGAGUACUUUCUUCAUGCCUAUGGUCCUAUAUAUGCUCUUUCUGCCGAUGUCGUUGCAAGUUUGGUUGCUCUGCGGAACAACAGUUUUCGGAUGUUUAGUAAUGAAGAUGUUACAAUUGGUGCAUGGAUGCUUGCGAUGAAUGUAAACCAUGAGCAUAACCGGAAUUUGUGCGAGACAUCAUGUUCGCAGACAUCUAUAGCUGUCUGGGAUCUCCCCAAAUGUUCAGGGCUAUGUAAUCCAGAGGCAAAGCUAUUGGAACUCCAUCAGCAAGAAAUCUGCUCAAAUAGUUCAACGUUGCCAUCGGACGAUAAUUAGUUUUUUUGGGUCUAAAUUCACACCGAUUUUUCUCAUCUGGACUAGGUGUUCAGAGAACUGCUCACUCUGCAAGUUGAUCUUGCUGCCAUGGUACACAUCUUAACUUCCCUCCUCCAAUCAUACCAAUCCAUUUCUUUCUUCUAGAAACGUUUUCAGUAACAUACAAAUCUUCUUUUUACCGACGAUGUAUGUCGCCGAUAUGUUUUUACGGUACCAUUCUUUUUACCAUUUUUAAAGGUCGAAAACGAGAAGCCAGUUCACAUGGUUUUGUUGCCUAUUGUAAAAUGU
This is a messenger RNA of Hibiscus syriacus, 1368 nucleotides long. RefSeq names its product probable beta-1,3-galactosyltransferase 14. Gene Ontology annotation, molecular function: hexosyltransferase activity. The record is from RefSeq and is a predicted model, not a curated record. Bases 43 to 1080 code for a protein of 345 amino acids. The transcript has 7 exons. Gene Ontology annotation, cellular component: Golgi membrane. NCBI's taxonomy places the organism in Eukaryota, Viridiplantae, Streptophyta, Magnoliopsida, Malvales, Malvaceae.